AUGCAGCCAGCUCAGGAUCUGGUGUCCUUUGAAGAGGUGGCUGUGCGUUUCACCCGGGGGGAGUGGGCCCUGCUGCGCCCAGCCCAGAGAGCUCUCUACAAGGAAGUCAUGCUGGAGAAUUUUGGGAACGUGGCCUCCCUGGAUGCCUACCCUUCAAACCUCCUCAAAAGCUCUGCCAGAGAGACGGGCUUUGCAGUGCCUCCAGAAGAUCUCCACGGUGGGAGCUUCCCUCACCUCCACUGGGAGCCCAUUCCACCGAAGUUGGCCUGGGCCCUGGUGGAUGCCAGACCGGGACCUGUGAUUGCCAAACCUGAGCUCAUAUCCUGGCUGGAGAAAGAGGAAAAGCUGUUUCUCCGUGGCUGCGAUGAAGUAAAGGGAUGGGCAGCUGGAAGUGUGCAGGAGUCAGCCAGUGAAAGGAUAGAGUACCCAGUGAUGAAGAAAGAAGAUGUGUGUUCAGAUGUGAAUGAGAACAUAGGAUAUUGUGAUUUACUGAGCAACGAGAAAGGAAAUUUCAGUCAGAGUAGAAGCCUUGCUUCCCAUCGAAGAACUCACACAGGGGAGAAACCAUAUGAAUGCCUAGAGUGUGGGGAAAGUUUCAGUCAGAUUACACACCUUACUUCCCAUCAUAGAAUUCACACAGGGGAGAAACCAUUUAAAUGUAUACAGUGUGGGAAAAACUUCAGAAACAAUGGCUACCUUAUUUCCCAUCAAAGAAUUCACACUGGGAAGAAACCAUACAAAUGCCUGGAGUGUGGGAAAACUUUUGGGCGGAAAGACAAUCUAAGUUCCCAUCAAAGAAUUCACACAAGGGAGAAAAAAUACAAAUGCCUGGAAUGUGGAAAAAGGUUUGCUCAGUGUGGAAGCUUUACUUCUCAUCAAAGAAUUCACACAGGAGAGAAACCAUAUAAAUGCCUGGAGUGUGGCAAGAACUUCACUGGGCAUGGAAGCCUUCAUUACCAUCAAAGCAUCCACACAGGGGAGAAACUGUAUAAAUGCCUAGAGUGUGGGAAAAGCUUCAGUCACAGUAGCAUCCUUACUGUUCAUCAAAGAAUUCACACAGGAGAGAAACCAUAUAAAUGCCUGGAGUGUGGGAAAAGCUUCAGUAAGAGAGGAAAUCUUACUUCUCAUCAAAGAAUUCACACAGGAGAGAAACCAUAUAAAUGCCUGGAGUGUGGCAAGAACUUCACUGGGCAUGGAAGCCUUCAUUACCAUCAAAGCAUCCACACAGGGGAGAAACUGUAUAAAUGCCUAGAGUGUGGGAAAAGCUUCAGUCACAGUAGCAUCCUUACUGUUCAUCAAAGAAUUCACACAGGAGAGAAACCAUAUAAAUGCCUGGAGUGUGGGAAAAGCUUCAGUCAGAGUGGAAAUCUUACUUCCCAUAAAAGAAUUCACACAGGGGAGAAACCAAAUAAAUGCCUGGUGUGUGGAAGAAGCUUUAGUCAGAGGGGAAAUCUUACUUUGCAUCAAAGAAGUCACACACAAGAGAAACCUUAUAAAUGCUUGGACUGUGGAAAAAGUUUCAGUCAGAGUGGAAGCCUUGCUUCCCAUCAAAGAACUCACACAGGGGAGAAACCAUAUAAAUGCCUAGAGUGUGGGAAAAGUUUCAGUCAGAUUACAUACCUUACUUACCAUCAUAGAAUUCACACAGGGGAGAAACCAUUUAAAUGUAUACAGUGUGGGGAAAACUUCAGUAACAAUGGCUACCUUGUUUCCCAUCAAAGAAUUCACACUGGGAAGAAACCAUACAAAUGCCUGGAGUGUGGGAAAAGCUUCAGUAGGAGUGGAAAUCUUACUUCCCAUAAAAGAAUUCACACUGGGAAGAAACCAUACAAAUGCCUGGAGUGUGGGAAAAGCUUCAGUAGGAGUGGAAAUCUUACUUCCCAUAAAAGAAUUCACACAGGGGAGAAACCAUAUAAAUGCCUCAUGUGUGGAAGAAGCUUUAGUCAGAAGGGAAAUCUUUCUUCACAUCAAAGAACUCAUUUCGGGAAGGGCAGCAUACAAAUGCUAGCAGUGUAG
Molecule: messenger RNA, 2016 nt
Organism: Eublepharis macularius
Lineage: Eukaryota; Metazoa; Chordata; Lepidosauria; Squamata; Eublepharidae
Product: zinc finger protein 345-like
Exons: 6
Coding region: 1-2016 (671 amino acids)
Biological process (GO): regulation of transcription by RNA polymerase II
Molecular function (GO): DNA-binding transcription factor activity; RNA polymerase II cis-regulatory region sequence-specific DNA binding
Source: RefSeq, a predicted model, not a curated record